CCCGCGCAUGCGUCAAUUUGGUUCCCGGCUGCCAAUGAGCGAUCUGACUGGUACUGUACUGGUUGGGUCAAUUUCUUCAUGUACCCCUUCAAGAUUGGUAUGAAAUUUCCUUUCUCUCCACUAGCUAGAGACUUCUUGGCCUUCGUCAAAGUUUUCCCCUCUCAAAUAAUGCCACAAGUAUGGAGGGUUCUUCGUGGACUGGAAGUACUAAGUGAAAAACACAGUAUUCCCUUCACCUUUGAAGAUCUGGGUUUUACUUAUGAUCUUCACUCUUCUGGAGCUGGACGGUUCACAUUGGCUAUUAAAGAUGCUCGUGAAGCGCUUAUCUUGAUGGCGGACAAGGCCAAUGAUCGCGGUUGGAUGAGUCUUUUCUUCUUUGUACGGAAAGAUUCCCUAGGUUCUGAUGGGGCGUUUCUUGAAGAGAGUCUGCACAAAGAUAGGAAGACAAUCCCAUUGAAUUAUGGUUCGAAUUCUGAAGAAAGAACUGCUAAAAUUUUAUCCAUAACCACCGUUGAGCGGACCUUUGGGAGUCUGAUGGCUGAUAACGAAGGUACACCCCCCAUUCCUGACCCUUCUGGGUCCAUUGGAUUAAGGCAUUCUCGCCGUAAUAUUCAGAAUGUCCCUAACAAUGCCCAAGGCUCGCGUGUGGUCUCCAUAGACGAUUCAGAUCAUGAAUCAGAAGAUUCAAGAGGUGGCGGUGAAGGUGCAAGUGCUUUCGUUCCUCUCCAGAUGAUGUUCCCCGUUGUUCAGGACUCUUGCUCUCUCCCAACGAAACGUUCUGCCCAACAUGCUGCUGCUUCUUCAUCUAGCACGCGGCUGAUGCCUUCUGAUUAUGAACUCCUUAACAUGGUUUCGAGAAAGAAAAAAGUUCCUUCCAAGCUGGCCUCUGGUUCUCCCAAAACUCCGCAUUGCCCGACUGUUGAAAUGAAAGUUGUUCCUUCCCUUCCGGUGAAUGUUGCUGCUAAUUCUGACUCUGGUGUGAAGAUGAAUGCCUCCUUUUCUCGUGACUUUUGCUGUUUGAAGGACGCUUUUAUGAUGAAAAGUGAAAUGCCUCAGAUUCUGCUUCCCUCCUUGUCUGCCGCGUUUGCUGAUAUCUCUUCAGCUGGCCUAGCGUUGGCUUCGUCGACCUAUGCUUUCCUGAGUGUUCAAGCCAACCUUGUUGCUGCAGGAAGGUUGGUUUUACUGGAAAAAACUGUGGACGAAUUAAAAGGGAAGGAGAAAAGUUCUCAAGUUCGUGCUGAUGUUGAUGCUCGAACGAUUCAAAAUCUUCGCGGGGACAACUCGACCUUGGUGAAUCAAAUUUCGACCCUGAAAACCCGCAUCAAGCUAUUGGAGGCAUAUGGGAGGAAAAAGAAACAAGAAGUUACUGACGCAACUUGUUUUUACGCUCGGAAGACUAGGGGCGAACUGAUGGCUUCAUUCAUCGCAGGUGAGAUGUCAAACUAGACAGCGAAACAAGAUGUUGCUACCUGGCUGAAGCUCCAGGAAGAAAUGGAUCCCCCGAUUGGAGAUGAUGGUUUUGACGUGGGCCAAUCUGACGAUGAAGCUGAAUCCAAGCGUUCCCGUGACAAUUAAACAUGUUUUUCCUUCUUUAUUUGCUUGGCUCCAAACACUUUCUGCUUUUUGAAACUUACUCUAACAUUACUCUU
Cuscuta europaea is the source of this 1649-nucleotide messenger RNA. NCBI's taxonomy places the organism in Eukaryota, Viridiplantae, Streptophyta, Magnoliopsida, Solanales, Convolvulaceae. The record is from the annotation of a GenBank genome assembly.